Molecule: messenger RNA, 1641 nt
Organism: Paramecium sonneborni
Lineage: Eukaryota; Ciliophora; Oligohymenophorea; Peniculida; Parameciidae
Source: the annotation of a GenBank genome assembly
UUUAUUAAAUGGGAGAUAAGAGGAUUGACAAAUACUAAUUCAAUACCAAUAAUAAGAUUGGAGAAGGUUCUUAUGCCACUGUUUUUAAAGGUAUCAAUGAAAAAACUGGAGAGAAAGUAGCUAUUAAGAUGCUCAAUAAAUCUGUCAUCAAUGCGUAUAAUAAUAAUCCUAUUUAUACUUAAGAGAUGAUUACUUAAGAGAUGGUUUAAUAUAGGAAAUCAAAAUAAUGGGAAAAUUGAAAAGUCCAAACAUUGUUUAACUUUUAGAUGUAAUGGAAACUUCAAAUAAUUAUUAUAUUGUCCAAGAAUAUUGUGAUGGAGGUGAUUUUGAUGAGUAUUUAUUUCUAUUUAUAAAAGAUUUCUUAAAAAGAAGAAAAAUUUGAGUGAAAAAGAAGCUAUUAAAUUUUUAGUUGAUAUAUUGACAGGUUUCACUUAACUUAUAAAAAAUGGAAUAAUUCAUAGAGAUUUGAAACCUGCAAAUAUUUUAUUAGAUAAAACAGUAUUAAAUAAAUAGUAAUUAAUUUGAUUAGACUUACAAAUUAGCAGAUUUUGGUUUUGCUAAAUGUGUAGAUAAUUUCAAAAAAGACAUGAUGUCUUCAAUGGUUGGUACUCCAUUAUAUAUGAGUCCAUAAAUCUUAGAUCAUAAAAAAUAUAAUUCUAAAACAGAUGUAUGGAGUAUAGGAUUCAUAUUUUAUGAAGCCCUUUUUGGAAAAAGUAUAAAAUGUUGUUAAUGUAUAAGCUCCAUGGACAGCUAGAUCUCCUCCAGAAUUAUUAAAGAAUAUCAGAACUUAACCAUUAAAGUUCCCAACUGAGAAAGUACAAAUCUCCCAAGAAACAUAAGAUUUAAUAAUUGGAUGUCUUUAAGCUGAUGAAUCUAAAAGAUUAUCUUGGGAACAAAUAUAUAAACAUCCUGCUGUCUCAUAAUACUUUUAAGACAUAGUUAAAGGAAAUUUAAAAUUAGAAGAUAAAGCUUAAUACUUAAUUAAUGAUAUUAGAUUAAUGAUAAUUAAAGAUAAAUUAGAUAUUAGUCAAUUAUUUGCAGAAUUAGAUAUGUCUAAAGAUAAAGCACUCGAUGUAAAUGAAUUAGGAAGAUUCUUAACUAGAGUUGAUAAAGAUAUUUAAAGAGAAGAAAUCGAAUAUAUUUUUAAUAAAUUUGAUGAAGAUGGUAGUAAUUCAAUUGAUUUUGAAGAAUUCAAAAAAUGGAUGGAAGAUAAUUCUGUAUCAAAUUAAAAUAUACUUAGAUUUAAGUCAAAUAAGAAAAAUAAAUAAGAGAUAGAUAAAAGAAAUAAUCUAUUUUAGGUAAGAAUACUGUAGAAGAAAGAGCAAAUUAUGUGAUAGAAAAACUUAAACUAUCAAUUAUCAAAUAUAAUAUUUAACUUAUUGAUUUAUUUAAGAAAGUAUGUAUCUUUAUAUAUUUAGUUUGAUAAAUCUGCUGAUUUAAGAUUAGAUCUUAAAGAAAUGGCUUAAAUGUUAAAAAGAAUUGAACCAAGUAUUAAUGAAGAUGAAACUCGAGCAGUCUUUGAUUUCUUUGAUAUUAAUAAAGAUGGUGAAAUUACAUUCUAAGAGUUCUAAACUAAUUUGUAGGAAUGCAUAGUUCAUAAAAAAUGAAUGAUUUUUAAUAUAUAAACUUAUUUAAAAUAUA